UAUUUCCUCUCUACUCCCCCCUGUUCGUGAAUCAUAUCAGCACAAAGUUUGCUUUUAUCCACGACGACAUCGCGGCCUUUUGACCGCCGAGCAGCCGAGAUGGUGUUUAAAGUGACUGUCAACAGCGCCUGGAGGGCAACGAGGACGCUGUGGCUGCUGCUGCUCGUGAGCCUGUCUGUGAGCAUCUGUGUGUGCCGAGCAUCUUCACCUCAGGAGGAGGACAGUGCCAUGGAGAACAUCGUUACGGAGAAAAAGGCUGAGGAGAGCCACAGGCAGGACAGCGCGGACCUGCUCAUCUUCAUCAUGCUCCUCACCCUCACCAUCCUGACCAUCUGGCUGUUCAAACACCGGCGGUUCAGGUUUCUGCACGAGACCGGGCUGGCGAUGAUUUAUGGUGUCCUUGUUGGCGUGGUCUUGCGUUACGGCAUCCACGUUCCUCGGGACAUUAGCAACGUCACGAUGAGCUGCCACGUUAAUGCCAGCCCCGCCACGCUGCUGGUCAACGUCAGUGGCAAGUUCUACGAGUACACUCUGAAAGGAGAGAUCAGUGCCAACGAGGUGAACGACGUGCAAGACAACGAGAUGCUACGAAAGGUGACCUUUGACCCUGAAGUGUUCUUCAAUAUUCUCCUGCCACCCAUCAUCUUCCACGCUGGCUACAGUUUAAAAAGGAAACAUUUUUUCCGUAACAUGGGAUCCAUACUGGCUUAUGCCUUCGUGGGGACGGUUAUUUCCUGUUUUGUUAUUGGGCUGCUGAUGUACGGCUGCGUGAUGCUGAUGAAGCAGGUGGGACAGCUGGGUGGAGACUUCUUCUUCACUGAUUGUCUGUUCUUUGGAGCCAUCGUCUCAGCCACAGACCCUGUGACGGUCCUGGCUAUCUUCAACGAGCUGCAGGUCGACAUGGAUCUGUAUGCUCUGCUGUUUGGGGAGAGCGUGCUCAACGACGCAGUGGCCGUGGUUUUGUCCUCGUCUAUAGUAGCCUACCAGCCACAAGGGGACAACAGUCACACCUUUGAGGUCAUGGCGAUGCUGAAGUCUUUUUGGAUUUUCCUCGGGGUUUUCAGUGGCUCCUUUGCUCUGGGAGUGGCCACCGGAGUCGUCACUGCUCUCGUGACUAAAUUCACGAAGCUGAGGGAUUUUCAGCUGUUAGAGACAGCUCUGUUCUUCCUCAUGUCAUGGAGCACAUUCCUGCUGGCUGAGGCCUGUGGCUUCACAGGUGUGGUUGCAGUGCUGUUCUGUGGAAUCACUCAGGCCCACUACACCUUCAACAACCUGUCCCCCGAGUCCCAGGACAGGACCAAACAGCUGUUUGAGCUGCUAAAUUUCCUGGCAGAGAACUUCAUCUUCUCCUACAUGGGUCUGACGCUGUUCACCUUCCAGAGCCACAUCUUUAAUCCCAUGUUCAUUGUUGGAGCUUUUGUGUCAGUUUUCCUGGGAAGAGCUGCAAACAUCUACCCUCUCUCAUUCCUUCUUAAUCUGGGACGACGUAACAAGAUCGGAUCCAACUUCCAGCACAUGAUGAUGUUUGCAGGACUGCGGGGAGCGAUGACCUUCGCCCUCUCCAUCAGGGACACAGCGACAUACGCCCGCCAGAUGAUGUUUACCACCACUCUUCUAGUGGUCUUCUUCACUGUUUGGAUUUGUGGAGGAGGCACCACCCAGAUGCUGUCCUGCCAGCGCAUACGAGUGGGUGUGGACUCUGAUCAAGAUAACUCAUUGAGCGUCGCCGAAGGCUCAGAGAGAAGAAGCAGUGCCUGGUUUUUCAGGAUUUGGUAUAACUUCGACCACAACUACCUGAAGCCCAUCCUGACUCACAGCGGCCCCCCUCUCACAGCCACGCUGCCUCCCUGCUGCGGCCCCCUCGCCCGCUUCCUCACCAGCCCUCAGGCCUAUGAGAAUGAGUGCCAGCUGAAGGAUGAUGACUCUGACCUCAUCCUGACAGACGGUGAUAUCAACCUCACUUACGGUGACAUCACAGUCAGUACAGACGCUUCAGGUUCUCACACAAGUGGCGGUCCAGCCUUUGCUGGCGCCGCCACCUCUGAUGACUUAGAUAGAGAGUUGACAUACGGAGAUCACGAGCUGGUGAUGAGGGGCACACGCCUGGUGCUGCCCAUGGAUGACUCCGAGCCGCCCUUUACAGACCCCCAGCACCGCUUGCGGAUGUGAAGACUCUCGACGCAGACCCAGACAUACCGUCCGACUCACACUGACCCGAGCCAUAGAGCAAAAGACCAGUACCUGACGCUCCUUCUUUCACUCCUCCACGUCAUUCCUCUUGCUUUUUUUCCCCACACAUUUCCUCACAGUUACAUUUCUUCUCACUUCCUCUAGUGGCAAAUCACUGUCUCUACCUCAUUCUCGCUCUGCUCGUUACCACACCUCUCUGGCAUCUGCCAUAAUUGUAAUAUAGUCUUAUUUAUUUGCAGGGUUUUCUUUUCGUAUUCAAUUGAAAGUCAGUUUCUCUUAGUUUGGCUUAAAGCUGUGUGUCAGUCACCUUACUGUAGCAUUGCACAGAGGUCUAGCAGCAUGUGUUAGUGUGUAAAUGCAACCACUAGCUAAUUUGUCGAUGUAAAGUAUAUCACAAGAGUACUAUAACUUUGAUAUGCAUGCUGAGGAUGCUUGUUGUUUUCUUCGUACGGGAGGUCGAGGGCUUUUGUUGUUUGGGUCUGACCUUGAAUGUUGCUGCCUUCUCUCUGCGUAUCAGAGGCAUGCUGACCCAGUGGACAACUUUACUGUACAUUUUGUUACAAUCAAGUGCCUGGGAAUUGUAGUUUUAAACCUGGCAACCCAUGCUGGAUCAGCUCCUGGAAGCAGAGCAAGUUCAGGAUGGGCAGUCAUGCAGUUGUAGUUUUCCUUUGUAAAAAAGAAAAAAAAAUACAAAAAACUAAACUGACACCUCUGUCCAUAAGGUAGCAAUAUACUCAGUGGGUGUUUGGGAUGUCAGUUUGUGCUAUCCGCCUGUAAAUAGUGUGUACUGAUGUGAUGCCACAGUGUAACCUGGCAGCGAAAGUUGUGGAUCUCUCCCAAUGACCUUUGACUGUGACUUAGAGAGGGACUUUACACCUUAUUUUAGAAGCUGAUGUCGCUCACAGCAGAACGAAGGGCUGUCGUUCCGAAAGCAAGAUCCAAACGAGUUUUAACGGAGACAGAUUAGUGCCAUUUCCCUCCUGCAUUUUGACAUUUUGUGAAAACUGAAUGCAGAUGACCUUAAAGUGUUUUGUAUUAUUUUUGCAACAGAGCUUUUAAGCUGAGUCACAUUUGUCAUACACAUUUAGCUUUGUGAAAACAUUUUCUAUUACAAUUGUGCAUUAAUGUUGAGACUUUGGAGGAAAUUUUCCCCAAAACACACAUCGAUGCAUGAAUUUGACACUAAAGGAACUUAGUACCAUGUUAUUGGUAAGCACACAUUGAGUAUAAUUUCGACAAAUCAGAGAAUUGAUUUUCUCUCUAUAUGAUUUUAUCAGGGCUGCAACCAAUUAUCAAUUUAUCAUCAAUUGCCAGCUUUUCUGUGUAAUUGGUAAGUUAUAUUGUCUAUAAAGUGUAAAAUUUCCUGGAGCUUUAGUUGAAAUUUAAACGAAUGUCUGAUCAACAGUUAAAAACUUAAAAGAAAUUCACUGGAUGACUGAAUAAAAAAAAAUACAUUUGAGAAGAUGGAUGUGGUGAAUGUUGGUGAACAAUUGAUAAUUAAAAUUGUUGUUGGAUUAUUAACUGAUUAAAUGAUUAAUUGGCCGGUUGUUGCAGCCCUACAUUUUAUAUGUAGGUCCUUAAAAAAACUCACUGAAUAAGAGCGGCUGCCUGAUCAUUAUUCUAAUCAAUGAACCUGAUGUGAGCAAAUAUUUACUUUGGUACUGUGGCAGUUUAUCAUUAUGAGAACUGCAAGAAAAGAACAACAAUAGUUGUUGAUAUGCUGGAUGUUUUUCUCGGCUGCGCACAAUAGUGUCCUUGAGGGUUAAUGGUCCGAUGGUUAAACAGGAGUAUAUUCGAGCAUUAAUGCAGUAUAUAUAUCAGCAUCAAGAUGCAUAAAGUCAUAAAGAUAUUCUUAAAAGAGCCCUCAUUGAUGGAUGUGUUACAUUUAACUUAUGUGAGUGUGGGUGCACAAGAGUGGAAGAGCUUUGCGAGCUCCUUCGUAAAGCAGUUGUUAAUGCGGGUUAAACAGGAAGUGUUGAUAAGGUGUCACUGUAGCAACGCUGUGUUGAUGUGUGCAGAAGCCAGAAAACACUGAGAACAUGGUGACUCAGUUGAACACAACGGUUUUUGUGGUUCAUUCUCUCGGUGAACCAGAAAAAAAGUGGCUGUAGGCUAAAUGGAUGCAGGAGGAGAAGGGUGAUGAUGAUGAUGAUGAUGAUGAUGAUGAUGAUGGUGAUGAUGAUAGGGUUACAGAAGCGAGUGAAAAAACAGACCAUGAGAGAGAGAUGGAGGAAGGACAGUUAAAGGAAUAUUCUACCCACAUAAUAUCCUUUUAUAUAUGAAUUUGUCAUGCUGUGUUUACCUUGAAUUUGGGAAGAAAAGUUUCUCUUUUUUUGCAUAAAUCCACAGAAAUCUAUGAAAGUAUUCAUUUACUCAAUGAUUGGGCUUAACAACAGAAAACCUGUAUCAAAACAUCUGUUUACAAACUCUUACACAGCGUUUGCAGUAUAAUCCAUGUAUCCAGUCAUAUGCUCAGUACUUCUCAAACACAGGCAUUUUCACUAAGCUACAUUAUUACUGAACUGAAAGUGAGACGUUGUCUCUGCUGUCUUCAAAGCGAGACUCCAUUCGUAAAUAUAUUAAUUUUACCUCGCUGAACAUGGUAACUGCUGGUUAAC
This is a messenger RNA of Plectropomus leopardus (leopard coralgrouper), 4808 nucleotides long. Lineage: Eukaryota; Metazoa; Chordata; Actinopteri; Perciformes; Serranidae. The record is from RefSeq and is a predicted model, not a curated record.